AUGUCUCCUUGCACUUAUGAAGAAGGAAAAGAAAUAAUUAAUAUUAAUUUUAAAAGUAUAUUAAUAACACAAGAAUUUAACUACCCGUUAGUAAGAAACAAUGGCCGUAUUCUCAACCUUUCAAGUAGUUGUGGUCAUCUUUCAAAUUUAAGAAAUAAGUAUUGGAUCGACAGACUUUCUAAAAGAGAUUUAAAAAUAGAAGAUAUCAAUGACUUUAUCGAUUGGUUUCUCGAAUCUAAAAAGGCUAGUACAUUCAGUUCGGAAGAUUUUGUUGAUAAUGGCGUAAUAACAGCGUACAGAGUGGCCAAGAUGGCUCUGACUGCUAUAACGAUGAUACAACAAAAGGAAUUAGAAGCUAGGAAUACAUUUAUCAACUCGAUGCAUCCUGGACUAGAGCGUACGGAUUUGACUAUAGGUUUAGGGUUUUAUAGUAUCGACCAGGCGGCUGAGACUCCACUGUACCUUGUAAUUGAUGCACCUCAAACGUUGCAAGGAGCGCACGUGUAGUUCGGUAAAAGUGUUCUUGACUGGUACGAC
Molecule: messenger RNA, 537 nt
Organism: Vanessa tameamea
Lineage: Eukaryota; Metazoa; Arthropoda; Insecta; Lepidoptera; Nymphalidae
Exons: 1
Coding region: 1-507 (168 amino acids)
Molecular function (GO): oxidoreductase activity
Source: RefSeq, a predicted model, not a curated record